Messenger RNA from Drosophila elegans, 797 nucleotides. RefSeq lists its product as uncharacterized. The record is from RefSeq and is a predicted model, not a curated record. The transcript has a single exon. The coding region runs from base 78 to 647 and encodes 189 amino acids. Lineage: Eukaryota; Metazoa; Arthropoda; Insecta; Diptera; Drosophilidae.
CAGAGUUGUCAAAAUUUCAAAAUAAUCGAAAUUAAUCCAGACACAUUGGGUGCAUACCACAUCCAAUUCUCUGUAAAAUGUCCAGACCGCCGGCUGUUAGGGAGCGAAAGCCUGGGAUUGGGAGUAACCCUCAAUUUGAGGCCAGGAGGAUUUCGACUUCAAAGACUUCGGAUAGCGAGCCGAGUGGUUCGAGGAAAUAUCUGAAAAGUGGCCAAACCGAAAGGGUUCCUAUUGAAACUCAAGGAAGAAAUAAUGGCCUUCCGGAUAAUGGCUACGAUGCGGGUCUGGAUACCGUUGAUGCCAACGAUUACGACAGAGAUGAGAUGGCAAUCAAGCAUUCGAGGGAUCGCAGGCGCCUAAACUCUUUCGUUUACCCAGAACCGAUUCCAUCCAAUCGACUUGGUGGAUUUUUACGCGCCCUGGCUCGCAGUUUGCAUCAUUGUUCGAUGAGGAUUGCCGCCGGAUUCGGUUUGAGCCGCCAACAGGCCGCCUGGUACAAGAACUGCUGGAACACUAGACCGGACUCCCAGCCCAAGGGAAUCAAUCUGCUGUGUACUCACAAGAAAAUUGAAGAACACUCUGCGCCAAAUUUAAAUUCAAAAACACAAACAGAACCUCGAAAAAUUGCAAGUUCCACAACUCUUUGAGGUUCUAAACUAUAAUUUUGCUUCAUUUUGAAACCCUCUGCAAUAAAAAUUUAUGGUGGCUUAGAAAGGGGAGGGCUUUAAAGGACUUUAUUCCCAAUUUAAGGUUCCAGUUUCUUCAAACUUAAUAAACUGCCCAGCAUUACUCUCCAA